Molecule: messenger RNA, 1674 nt
Organism: Angiostrongylus costaricensis
Lineage: Eukaryota; Metazoa; Nematoda; Chromadorea; Rhabditida; Metastrongylidae
Source: the annotation of a GenBank genome assembly
AUGUCGUGUCAAUCACUGACUGUUGAACAGCUAACGAUAGUCAACUCUCAACUCUCGUUACCCGAGUGGAGUGGUUUGAAAGAGCUCUCAAUCCAGAACACUCCUUCAAUUCCUCCGGAUUUUUGGACGGCACUUAACUAUUUAGAGCUGCUUGACUUGAGCAAUAACAGUCUUAACGAUGAUCAGUGGUUGAACUCACAUAUCGUAUUCCCGUCUGUGAAGAAACUUAUUCUUGAACACAACGACUUUACGCGUGCUGAUCGUAGACUACUCAUGCCGUUUCCAAGAAUAGAAGAACUCCAUCUUGGUUAUAACAGAAUCUCGUUCAUCGGAUAUGAUUCACUUAGAAUGCCUGAGUUACGUUACAUCCGCCUUAAUGAUAACAAUAUCCAGACUCUGGGUAUGCAUGCGUUCCGUUACAUCCCGCUGUUGCAAGAACUUGAUUUGAGCGGUAAUAAUCUUGAAAGAUUCAUGAUGAGUGAUUUUGCCACUGCAACAUCAUUACGGUAUUUGAAUGUUAGCCGAAAUCGUAUACGUAGUGUCGAAUGUGAUUCAAUUACACCAAUGCUUGCCCUUGAAGUGCUCGAUCUUAGUUCUAAUAAUCUCACUCAUCUUCCUGGAAUUGAAUUACAAAGUAUGGAAGGCUUGAGAACAUUACUGCUUAGUCGAAAUCCUAUCAAAUCUAUUGGUGAAGAUCAAGUAAAACUGAGCAGUCUUCAGAUGCUGGACCUGUCGUCAAGUGAAGUUCAUGUUGUGGAAGCCGGUGCGUUCUCACGCCUUCCAAGUCUUCAUUCAGUGACGUUGGCUAACUGUCAUGAUCUUCGCUACAUCUCACCGGCUGCCUUUGAAAAUAUUACUGUCUUCAGCUUGGAUAUUUCUGGAACUGGAGUGAAGACUCUUUCACCUUCUCUACUAUCAACCAUUGCUAGGAUUCGUAUCGCUGAUGUUCCUUUGGAUUGUGGUUGCUUAAGUGAACAGUUGAAUGCAAUUACAACUACAACUAUAACUGAUUGGGAUAAUUCUACUUGUUUAACAAGAGAAGGACAACUGAUGAGCAUUCACAGUCUCUCACCUACGAAAUUGCCAAGCACCGAAGGAUGUCGGCCAAAUGUGAUUCUUCCAUUUGGUCAUGAAGUAGUAGCAAAUGUUGGAGAAACAUUUAAAAUAUACUGUGCUGGUACGUAUGAUGAUGACAUAGUCAAAUGGAAAACUCCUUCUGGUAUAACAGAGAAUGCAAUUCGACCCGAGUUUUCAUCCGGUUUUGAACGCCUUGAUUACUUUACAACUACUUUGUUCGAGCCGAUGAAGCGUCAAAGGCUACGAAAAAGGACAUUAGCAACAACAGAGUACUUCAGGAUUGAUGUCGUACUAAGGUCGGAUCGUGGUGAUUACGAGUGUAGAAUUCAACGAGGAACGUAUACAAUUACAAAGAAGAUUCGUCUUAUUGUUAAGAUUCCAGACAUACAAUUAAAUGUUACUCACGUGUACACAAUUUGUCUACGUUGGUCGUUGACUGAUGAUGGCACUGAGAUCUAUAGCGUUUGCCUUUCUGAACGAACUCGCCAAAGUCGAUCAAUUGCUGAAGAUUUGGGUAUUGAAGGUAUCAUCGUUAUAUGAACCGAAGAAAUUCUCGUUCUUCACAUGACCGAAAAUGAAGCGAUUUCAACGAAUUGA